This is a messenger RNA of Aspergillus nidulans FGSC A4, 990 nucleotides long. Its product is annotated as ADP-ribosylglycohydrolase family protein. The coding region runs from base 1 to 990 and encodes 329 amino acids. Gene Ontology annotation, molecular function: poly(ADP-ribose) glycohydrolase activity. The transcript is spliced from 4 exons. The record is from RefSeq and is a predicted model, not a curated record. Lineage: Eukaryota; Fungi; Ascomycota; Eurotiomycetes; Eurotiales; Aspergillaceae.
AUGCCGUCUACCGGGUCUAUUUAUGGGGUGGCAGUAGUUGAUGCGCUCGGAGGGCCAGUGGAGUUCCAGCCCCGGGGGUCGUUCGAGCCAGUAACUGAUUACCAGCACAACUUCAACUUUGACGUUCCCCCUGGGACAUGGUCGGACGACACAUCCAUGACUUUGUGUCUAGCCAAGUCCCUGAUUGAUUCUGGUGGUGUUUUCGACUCCCAAGCAGCGAUCCGAAAUUAUAUAAACUGGCACGAUCAUGGCUACCUUUCUGCUACGGAUGAGUGUUUUGAUAUCGGCAACGCUACAUCGAAGGCGCUUAAAAUAUGGCAGCGGUACUUCGACCGAUUCUCGAUUACCACAAUCGACGACCUCGCGGGGCGCGAAGGUGGCCAACCUGAAAUUGACAAGGCCCUGAAGCAUGAGAAUUAUUGUGGAAACGGCUCUCUUAUGCGCGUUUCGCCAAUCGGCCUUGUAUACUUCAAUAACAUGAAAGACGCCCUGUAUCAGGCCGCCGCUUCUUCAGAUGUCACCCAUCCGUAUCCAACAUGCGCUGAGUGCUGUAUGAUCUACACAAAGCUCAUUAUGUGCGCCAUGAACGGUGCCAGUAAAGAGGAUCUUGCUGCAGAGGUAGCUGCCACGAGAUUCAAAGAUAGGAAGUUAGAACAGCGGCUUGGUCGCUAUGCCGGUCUUCAGGACUGGCAAGCCAAGGCGGAACGCGACAUUGACUCUUCGGGGUACGUGAUAUCCACGCUUGAGGCUGCGCUGUGGUCGUUCUUCAGCACGUCGACCCUCGAGGGUGGAGCUCUUAAAGCCGUGAACUUGGGCUGGGAUGCGGAUACCGUGGGUGCCGUCUAUGGGGGCUUAGCGGGCGCAUUCUAUGGACUGGAGGCGAUACCAACUCGAUGGAUUGACGGACUACAGAAAAGGGAAGUUAUCGAAGAGAUUGUAGAUCGUCUUGCCAAACUCGGAGAAACAACUUGUCUCAACAUGACAUCGUGA